UUAAAUUACUUUGAAAAAAAUUCUCAUGUUCACACACCCAUAAUUGUCUAUAAAUAGCAUACCAUACCAUUGGCUCGUUACUCCAUUAGCUAGUCUUCAAUCCUUCAAACCCCCAAAAGCAAAGGACCAUAAUAUCAAAUCCCCACCACAAGCAAUGGCAUUAACAACAAUUCUGAUCAUUGUUCUUUCCCUAGCCAUCUCAACUCAAUCAAUUCUUAGUAAGUCAUGAAUCACAUGUGUUUUUUGUUACUGCAACAGUCGUAUAUGACACGAGAUUCAUCGAUAUAUAAACAAAUGUUUGUAAUAGUUAUGCAUAAAUAUUUAAAAUAUUCAAAGUAUAAAAUCAAAAUUAUAAAUUCAAAAUGCAACCAGUAUCAUAUAAUACGACUAUCGUGUAGGUAUGGACAUCCUUUGUGAGGACCUCGAUGAGAAAUCAUGUGCGUUCUCUGUGUCGUCAUCCGGCAAGCGAUGCGUGCUUGAGAGUCGCCUGCGCAUGAGUGGGACGACUACUUACACAUGUGGGACCUCCGAGAUCGUGGCUGACAAGAUUAGAAACUUGCUCGAGACCGACGAGUGCAUCAGGUCGUGUGGGGUCGACAGGCAAGCACUUGGCAUAUCGUCCGACUCGCUCCUUGACCGCAGGUUUGCCCAGAGCCUAUGCUCGAGAGCAUGCUAUAACAACUGCCCUAACAUCGUCGAUCUCUACUUCAACCUUGCAGCCGGAGAAGGGGUUUUCCUCCCGAUGUUCUGCGAGAUGCGUCAAUCAGGCGCACGUCGUGGGAUGGUCGAGUCCAUUGGGCUUAAAAGCUCUGGGAAUGUGCCCGGAAAGCAAACACUUGGGCCACAAUCAGCAACAUCUCUUGACGAGGAGGCUUUAAGCCCAGAGUCGGCAUCUCUUAACGAGGAGGCUUUAGGCCCAGAGUCAGCAUCUCUUAACGAGGAGGCUUUUGCUCGGAAAUCAAAUUCUCUAUACUAAGACGAUGACGAGGAAAUCAGCUCCCCGAGCUCAAACUCAAGCCCAAUACCAUUAAAUUUGUGGCACAAAUAAAUAGAAUCACCUGGGGUGGAAUCGGCCCGAAAAAGGCCUUGUAUUAUACAACUAGGAAACUUGGCAAACUGAAAUAAGGAUAUUAAUCCAUGUACUUAUUGUCAUGUUGUUUUUAUUUUUCAGCCAUACUAUUGGAAUGAAUAAAAUACUAAUGUCCUAAUUGUCGGCUCAUACAUAUUUGGACACAAAUUCUUGUAUAAAUUGGCUUAGUCGUUGUGGGUUGACCCGGCGUGUCUUUUUUAUGAAAAUACAUAUUUAUGUUAUUAUAUGUUAUGGUUUUAUUAGUUUUUUUCUGUAGCAUGUAAUUUGAGGUUAAAACCAUGCAUAAUUAUCGGCAGAAUAUAAUUGAGU
Messenger RNA from Striga asiatica, 1399 nucleotides. The record is from the annotation of a GenBank genome assembly. NCBI's taxonomy places the organism in Eukaryota, Viridiplantae, Streptophyta, Magnoliopsida, Lamiales, Orobanchaceae.